Penicillium olsonii is the source of this 2169-nucleotide messenger RNA. Lineage: Eukaryota; Fungi; Ascomycota; Eurotiomycetes; Eurotiales; Aspergillaceae. The record is from the annotation of a GenBank genome assembly.
AUGUCUGACUCGGAAAAGUUCCCUUCCCUUCCCCCUGCUGAUGCUGAGGGGGGCCAAGGGACAGAUCCGGAGCACAGUUUGAACAAAAGGACCAAUUCGGAAACACUGGCCCCAGAAGAGGCCAGUGUAGGACCAAGUAUCUCAUCAUCCCAACGCUGGCGGACUGCAAGCCAGCGGAUUCGGAACCGUGCUACCACCAUCGCAGAGAGGCUUGGCCGCCCCCCCGAGAGAGAUGCAGAUGGCUUAGAUGCCCCGAUGCUACCGGAGCACUACGGGGCAACCGACGAUAUCCGAAGCUAUGAGGCUCGGCAAGCAACCGAUGAAGAGGAGCUGCUGCCCGGGACCGACUUCAAUGCGCAAGCGCGUCUGUUGGUGGAACGAUUGGGGCUAGAGAACGUCCCGAGACCACCUCGCAUCGAAGAGCCCCAUUCCGGUGCCACGACCCCGGGCACCCCAGAGGGGAUGGCAAGCACUGGUGGUCCACCAGGAGGUCUUCUGUCACAGCUACUUCGUGUCUACGCCAACAACAUGCAAACAGCAAGCCGUAUGAGCCUCGUUUCCACGUCGUCAGAGACAGACAUGGAUACGGAGACUCUGGCACCGUCCGUUGCACCGUCCGGUACGGCGACUCCAGGUGGAAAGAAAGACAAGCUGAAAUGGUACAACAAUGGCCACAAACCCACCAAGUCAAAUCACAGCUACACUUCUUCUCUGAUUCAAGCAUCCAUGGACAUGGGACGAGUCGGUGUCCCUAAUGCUACAGGACCGCCUCCCGUGAACCCCAAACAGCGCAAGAAAGAGAAACGCAAGAGCAAGAAGGACGUCAGACUCACUGUGCACAUUGCACAACUUCUGGCACGCCAGCAGUAUAUCAUGCAACUUUGCCGAGCGUUGAUGAAAUAUGGUGCUCCCACUCACAGACUGGAGGAGUAUAUGACAAUGACCUCCAACGUGCUGGAUAUCAAGGCUCAAUUCCUCUACAUCCCAGGCUGUAUGUUCAUGUCCUUUGAUGACCCUCUGACUCGGACUGCGGAGGUCAAAAUCAUUCGCGUAAUCCAGGGACUUGACCUGUCCCGGCUCGCCGAGACACACAAUGUGUACAAAAACGUCGUACACGAUGUCAUUGGCGUCGAGCAAGCGACCCAAGACCUGGACCAAAUCAUGCAGCGCAAGCCGCGCUACAACCGUUGGAUGCUGGUAUGCUUGACCGGACUGGCAAGUGUGGCCGUCGGUCCCUACUCAUUUAGCGCACGUCCAGUCGACCUUCCCAUCAUCUUCAUCCUUGGAUGUCUAGUAGGCCUGAUGCAACAUGUCCUCGCCCCCACCUCAGCAACCUACUCGAACGUCCUUGAAGUAUCCGCCGCAAUUCUGACAUCCUUCCUUGCCCGCGCAUUCGGCAGUAUCCAUCGCAACGGCACCCCCAUCUUCUGCUUCUCGGCAAUGGCUCAGUCCUCCAUCGCAAUGAUUCUUCCCGGGUUCGCGGUUCUCAGCAGCAGUCUCGAGCUCCAGUCCCAUCAAAUGAACGCCGGUUCCAUCCGCAUGGUCUUCACAAUCAUCUACUCCCUAUUCCUCGGUUAUGGCGUGACAGUCGGCACAACCAUCUACGGACUAAUGGACAGAAACGCAACCACAGCAUCGACAUGCUCUGGCCUUCCAGAAGUCUGGGGGAAUGAAUACAUUCAACGAUUCCCAUUCGUCGCACUCUUCUGCCUCUUUGCUGCUUUGAUCAACCAAUCCAAGGCCAAACAGCUCCCCGUUACUAUCACCAUGGGCGUGUGCGGGUACAUCGCGAACUACUUCAGCACGAAAAAACUCGGCGCAAACCAAGUCGCUAAUACCAUUGGUGCAUUCACGAUCGGUCUUUUGGCCAAUCUGUAUAGUCGAGUAUGGCACGGCCAUGCUGCGGCGGCCAUUAUCCCGGGUAUUUUCACACUUGUGCCGUCUGGUCUUGCGUCCAGUGGAUCCAUCAUCUCUGGCUUGGAGUAUGCCGAGGCUGUCAAGUCUGGUAACAUUACCAGUACCAAUUCCGGGGCUACGAGUAAUAGCUCACUUACCUCCCUUGGUUAUGGUAUGAUUCAGACUGCUAUUGGUAUCUCGGUUGGCUUGUUCGUGUCGGCUUUGAUUGUGUACCCUUAUGGGAAGAAGAGGAGUGGAAUCUUCAGUCUUUAA